This is a messenger RNA of Sebastes umbrosus (honeycomb rockfish), 7062 nucleotides long. RefSeq names its product von Willebrand factor A domain containing 5B1 (gene vwa5b1). The record is from RefSeq and is a predicted model, not a curated record. Lineage: Eukaryota; Metazoa; Chordata; Actinopteri; Perciformes; Sebastidae.
UCUAUAAACACAUAUUAAUUGUCAUGGUAGCCUUGCCAGAAAACAGAUGGAUCAAACCAAGUGAUCACAAACAUAGAGACAGCCAGCACCGACGUAUUGGACUUGAAACAUUAAGGGCUUUUCCAAAAACACCAGAGGGAGGAAGAGAGAGAGAUUAUAGGUGAUAUCAGGCAGACAUGUAUUGCUCCCUCACCCACCUAUCUGUCCCUCCAAGCCCUUUUUUCCACUAUCCUGGUGUUACAAUACAUGUCAUAUACUCUGAUCCCUGGCUAUUAUAAAGGAUACCUGAAUUGUUCCUGUUGUCAUCGAUGUCAGGGAGGGAAACUGGAGUGAGUGGGUGGUGCUGAUGCUUUGAAUGCGCAUCUUGAUGGGAAAGGGGGUUGUUUAUUGGAAGAACUGGACCCUCUGUCUCAGCCUCUCUCUCUCUCUCUCUCUCUCUCUCCCUCUCUCUCCCUCUCUCAAAGCCCUCCAACUCCAGCAUCCACAGGGAGGAGGAGGAGAAGGAAGAGGAGGCGGAGAACAAAUGAAACAGUUUUUGCAACCACAUGUUGCUGUGCUUGAUUGAACCGCUGCAGCAGCUCCUAGGCUCUCCUUUCUUUGCAUUGCACACCCAACUAACAAUGUGGCCGCUGCAUCUGUAGGUUCUGCCACCUGUGGCAGCACUCCUAUUCCCUCUACGCCACAGAGAGAGAACAAAAAAAGGGGAGCUGAGAGAGGUCGGAGAGGAGGAGGAGGAGGAGGAGGAGGAGGAGGAGCAGGAGAUAUCUUUCAUGAUAAGUGGACUUCUGACAGAGAGAAAGAUCCUCGCUGCAUCCCCAGUUGACACAAAUGAAAGAAUCCUAAAACCAGCACCAUGCCUGGACUCAUUAACAAGGAGAACCGGAGCGCUCUGCCCCUCAGUGUCUCUGACAUCACUUCCUGUGUCAGGGGUUAUACUCUGGCCAUGACUGCCUCUAUGACCUAUGAAAAUAUUGAGGAUCAUGCAAUUGAGGGGAUCUUCAUUUAUCCACUGGAGGAAAAUUCUAUCGUUGUGGGGUUUGAGUCUAUGAUAUCCAGUCAGAUUAUAACACUGCAAAUCAAAGACAAGGCAAAAAUUGAUGACUGUUAUGUGGAUUGCUGCAACACAUCUAAUGGAGCACUCCAGAGUGGCAGCGGACACAUAGUGAUUGAUGAGGAUUUGGAGAGGACAGUGUUAGUGGUUAACCUCGGGGUCAUCCCCCCUAUGGAGACGGUCCAUAUUCUGGUUAGUACCUCCUCUGAGCUCUCCACCCUGCCCAACGGAGGCAUCAGGGUCUCGUCCCCACCGGUGUGUACACCUCGGGUACAGAGGACCAUCAACGAGGAGCAGGGGCUCCCCAACUUCUCCAGAACGCGGGACAGGCCUAGUUGUGCCUCAAGUCCUCACGAUCAAACUCCCAACUCCCCUCAGCUGUGGUUGGCUUCACUGCUGGAGGAGGAGGCCAUCAACUCCAUGGACUACGAGUUUAACUUCCAGUUGGAGAUACGGGCUCCCUAUCUCCUUGCAGGUGUAGAGAGCCCAUCUCACGCUAUCCGAGCCGAUGCAGACCCUCUAGCUCGCUCUGCCACAAGCGUCGUCAUCACCCUGGCUGACAAGUACACUUAUGACUGUCCUGUCAAGAUCCUCAUCUACCCCAGCGAGCCUCAUCUGCCACAUGUGCUCAUCGAGAACGGAGACAUGACGCAGGAGGAGUACGAUGAGUAUCUCCACGGCCGGAGCGAUUUCAUCAAGGCCACCAAGAAGGACUCCAGCAAUGAGAGGAAAGUAGAUAUCAUUCACAGACGACUCCACAAGGACAUCCUCCACAACCCUGUGGUCAUGUUGAACUUUUGCCCUGACCUCAAGUCCAUCAGCUCUGACCUGAGGAAGGUUCACGGCGAGUUCAUCUUCCUCAUUGAUCGCAGUGGCAGCAUGAGCGGGGUUAACAUCAACCGUGUGAAGGAUGCCAUGGUGGUGAUUCUCAAGAGCCUUGUGCCAGGCUGCCUUUUUAACAUCAUAGGCUUCGGCUCCACAUUCAAAUCCCUAUUCACAAGCAGCCAGAACUAUGAGGAGGAAGCCCUGGCUCUGGCUUGCGAGUACGUGAGGAAGAUCAGAGCCGACAUGGGGGGGACCAACAUCCUGGCGCCGCUGAAUUGGAUCCUGAGGCAGCCCAUGUUCAGCGGACACCCCCGCCUACUCUUCUUGCUCACCGAUGGGGCCGUCAGCAACACGGGCAAAGUCAUCGAGCUGGUUCGCAGCCAUGCACGCUACAUCAGAUGUUUCACGUUCGGCAUAGGACAGAAUGCUUGCAGGAGGCUGGUGCAGGGACUGGCGACAGUUUCCAAAGGAACAGCAGAGUUCCUGGUCGACGGAGAGAGGCUGCAGCCCAAGAUGAUAAAGUCGCUGAAGAAAACCAUGGCUCCAGUACUCAGUGAUUCCAUUGAAUGGCUCUUUCCUGAGACCAAAGAAGUGCUGCUGUCCCCCGUGGGCAACACCUUCCUGUUUCCAGGGGACAGUCUGAUCGGCUACAGUGUGGUUUGCGACGCCACCCGCUACCAUGCCAACCCCAAAUCUGAUAAGAGGAGGCGAUACAGCAUGAUGCGCUCCAUUGAGUCAGCCAGCUCCGUGUUUUACCACUCUCAAGAGGAGGACCCGGUGAGGACAGGUGGCGACAGUCAGGGGUCCUACAGGGAAGCACCUCUGUAUGAUUGCUACCAGGACUCCAUGACAGACAGCCCUGCCACCACAGAGCCAGACACCGCAGGGUUGGAUUGUAAGACGUCUCCAAGACGGCGUGCAUACAGCACCAACCAGAUAACAGACUACAACCCAGCAAAAAAGGUCUACACUCCCAGUGAUCCCAGCUCCGUGGUGGCAAAGAAUCCACUGAGGAGAGCCAAAGUCCAGGAGCUGAUAGGCCAGAUGAGCCCUGAGCACGAGGCCCAGUGGAGGAACGACUACCAGCCACAGUUGGCCAGCCUGUGUGCCACAUCUUCCAGAGGGCGCCCUGCCAGCUGUCACAGGCCGCUCCCUCAGCAGGAGCAGCUUUUGCAACAGGAAGUCGACUCAGAGCUUCAUGCCCAGCCUCAGGACAACCCACAGCCCAGCGCCGUCACAGCGCCGUCUGCAGCUCGCAACUCCGCCGGGGAAGAUGGAUCCAGAUCGUCCACUGACAGCCCUUCUGUUGGCAGCUCGGGAGACACGGAUGGCUAUGGACACCAGUUAUGUCAAGCAGAAACCCCACAGGAGACCCACAUUUCAGAUCUGAGUGCAGCCAGCCAGCUCAAAGGUGACUGCAAGGCCGUAGUGUCCGGACUGCUGUGUGGGAAACCAGCGAAGUGGGAGGUCGUCUUUGAUAUCGAGCCCUUCCUGAACGGCCGGGAACGGGAGGAAAAGGUUCAUGAGGAGCUGUGGAACGAGACCUUCCACCACAUGGCUGGACGCUCCAUCAUAGGCGACUUUGAGCACAUGGCGGAUAAGGAGUGUGAGAUUGAGCACGGCUCUGGCAGGAAGUACCAACUAUAUGCUAUUCACACCAGCAAGGCCUGCAAUAUACUGAGCAAAUUCACAGCGUUUGUUCCCAUCGACCUGGACACUAAUGAGUAUUUGCAGACAUGUAUUGAAUAUAUAAACCCUGGUGAAGGCCUGAAGAGGGGCUCCCAUUCCAGGUCUCGUUCAGGGAGCAGGAAGAACAGAGGGUACUCUAUCGGACUGGGUCGCUCUCAGUCUGGUGGCAUGUCUGAGGAAGCUGACGAUGUCCUGCCGCCCAACAAUGGAGAGGAUGGCGCCUCUCCAUGCAGCACCCCCUCCUCCUCCGGCUGGGACAGAUCUAGCUUCGCAGACGUCUUCCAAAGGAGUCCGUCUGUGACCUCUGACCAAUCCCAGAAGCUGGUGGAGAGCCUUUUUUCUGCCAGGCUGGCCCUCAGCAGGACUCGUCUGCUGACUCGGGCUGCUAAAGGAUUCAUGUGUCGAUCUCACAGCAAGUCCGGUGAUUCAAUUGGAGAGAGUGACAACGAGAACAAAGACUACAUUCCUCUGGUGUUGUUGCAGUUGGCUAGUGGUGCGUUUCCCCUGGACACAGCUCUGUGCGAUGCCAUUAGCGUGCCCAUGGACAAGCUAAAGUGGACGUCCCCUUUCACCAGCCACCGCACCAGCCUGGGCCACCUGUCUCACUCCAGUAGCCGCCGCGCCGAGAGCGCCGAUGACGGACGCAGAUCACUCUGUGAGCCAGAACCAUGUCAGCAACAUGCAGAGCACACUGCAGGCAUCCACAGCCCUUCUCAUGCUGCAGGUCCUCGCUCGUUAAGCAGUCCGUCCACUGCAUCUGAGCCUCCGCUCUCCCCGCACUCCCAGGCGGACAGCGGACGGGGCUCUGGGUCGGGGGGCUUGGAAACGGCAUCGCCCAGCGGCGUGCUGAAGAGGAUGCUGGAUCCAGAGAGCAUGGUGUGGGCCACAGCUGUGGCCCUCGCCUGGCUGGAGCACAGCUCCGCUAGUCAUUUCAUAGAGUGGGAACUGGUAGCCGCCAAGGCCAGCAUGUGGCUGAGCGCGCAGGAAAUCACAGAAGGCCGAGACUUAGCCUCCGUCAAGGCUACUGCCAACCAGCUCUUCAUCAUCCUCAGACACUGGGAUGAAAACCUGCAACUGAACAUGCUCUGUUACAACCCUAACAGUGUCUGAGGCCUGCUAAUCCAAGGCUGAAAGUACUCAACCCCAUACGAUACUAUGCUAACUGAAGCUGUACUAUUCUCUGUUCAGCAGUUUGUCCUCUGGAGUCUGAUUUUGCCGUUGCAGUUGUGAACAAUGUGUAUUUUCUUCUGUUCGUGUGCUGUUCCUCCAAACAUAUCACAGGCUCUUCAGAGGCACUAUGUGCAAGCUAUUACCUCGCUGGUGCCACAUACUGUAGCUGGAUCCCCGUUAGCAAGGGAUCUAAUCCGAUUUAUGCCACAGGUUUGAGUUUCACGUCGGUGUUAAAUUAGUAGCAUGCUGGACCACUGACCAUCAACAUCUGAGAAAAGCUCUUAUUGUCAUCAUAUUGAUGUUCUGGGGAGAAUUCUGCAAAACAAUUGUAAGAGAAAACCGUUCCACUGAUUGUCACAUACUGUUUUUACAUCUUUACAGCAUUUUCUGGAUUGAUUGUUUUGUGGAAAAAAAGUGUUACACGACAUCUGGGUGCUUGCUAGCAGUACUGCCUGUAUUUUCUAAUGCCUGUUACCAUUACAGUGUUCUUAAUAUUUGCCAUUUCUGCAGUUUGAUUAUAGCAGACAGAAAAAUAUGCAAACAGCUAAAGAAAAUAUAAAAUAUAUGUUAAGAUUUGUUUAAAAAAGAUGUGGCUUUGGUGGGAAUCUAUGAACGUGUAUCCCACUAGCAUGUUUAUCUACAGUUUAUUAUUUAAUGAUACAUACAGUUUCUAUUUUUUCACUUAUCUGAGUAUACCUGUCUUACAGUAGAGGUUUUUUUUUUUUUUUUAUUCAAAGAGAGUAACGCAGACCUGGAGUCAGUGGCACCAAACAGAUUAGCCCUGUUAGAACUAAGUGUUGACUAUGUCAGUGGAUAUUUACGCCUCACUAAUAUGAAAGGGGUUGCACCACACAAACCAGUUAUUAAAAACUCAAUAUUUACACCCUGUAACUGCCAGGUGUAACUGCUGUGUAGCUUACUAAACCAACUGCCAAAACUAAUGUUAGCUUGCUAAUAUUUCACCUGUUCACACUGAAGACGCGGUCCAAACUUCAUCAAAAUGCUGUUUAAUAACAAUGUAAACUGGAAUGUUUUUAAAUCAAUUUUUUACACAAAAAACGCAAUACACCUCAAAUUACAAGAAUUAUGCUGAUAAAAUGAGGUGUGAGUCUUCCGUUUCCACAUGAAUGGGAUUGAAAUCAUUUAAUCACACAGCUCCUCUAGACCAGUGAUUCUCAGACUAGGGUCCGUGGCACUCUGUCAGGAAGUCCGCAAAAUAAUUUGCUAUAAAUUAUAAAAUUGUGCUGUAUCAUUAAAAAGUACGUAGGUAUAUACAGCCCAAACUAGCUAAAUGGAGAAAAUCUGACGACAGUUAUAUCGAGCGACAGCGACGGGAGACUAAAAUGCGUCAUGUGUCUUCAGGUACUAGUGAACGAAGCUGAAGCUAGCCAGGCUAAACCGACAUCUAAUUACAAAGCAACCGGCAUUUCAGGGCAAAACAAAGUGGUAUUAACAUGAUUCAAACUGAAAUGUGUUUCUGUUUAUCACUGUCAAACAGGUCUGAAGUAUUUAGGUUGAAAAGUUUUAGAAUACAAAUAGUUCCAAUGGCGUCUAAGAGUACAAAUGGUAGUAAGCAUUUUACUUAAUCAAUGUUACGAUUAUGACGGGGUCCUUGGAAAAUGUUCUCCCCUUUAAGGGGUCCCUGGCCCUGAAUAGUUUGAGAACCCCUGCUCUAGACUACAUCAGAUUCUGAUAAUAAAGAGUCAUUUCAUGGGGAGUUUUGUCACUGAGAUAAAUAUAUUAAUCGUUUUACAGACGCUCUUUUUUCAAUGAUUGUGUAUGGCAACAAUGUUUUUUGGGCGAGUGUGCGUCACGUGAUGAACGUGGACGUUGCAAAACCCUGUGAGGCCACAAUACCAAAAUUGCUUAAUAGACCUUGGCUGCGGUCGAAUAGUAAAAAUAAAUGACGUCCAGUGUCUUUUCCUAACCACUGACCUUAUGACAUUUUCCAUUGAGGUCAAAGAAAGACGUGAAGGAGGAUUCAGAAGGACUUAGGCAAAGACAACCGCUGUUAAAGGGACAGUGUGUAGGAUUUGGCGAACUUCUCCUCUGAGCCGCAGAGUGCACCGUGGUAACGCCGUUCGCCUCGCUCAGAGGCCAUCCAUUACAUAAUAACUGUACUUUAGGAGCAACGGAGGUCAGACGGCGGCUGGCGGUACCACGGUUUAGCCCUCCCCGGCUCACGGUACCGCAGUUUUACAGGCGUGAUGGAGAACUACGGUGGCCUUCAGGUAACAUAAAACGUGAAAGUCUCUCUCGGGAGCCAGUUUGAUUUGUCCGUUCUGGGCUACUGUAGAAACAUGGCAGAGCAACAUGGCAGUGCAACA